Molecule: messenger RNA, 1755 nt
Organism: Pseudo-nitzschia multistriata
Lineage: Eukaryota; Bacillariophyta; Bacillariophyceae; Bacillariales; Bacillariaceae
Source: the annotation of a GenBank genome assembly
GACGCCUCGAACUCCUAAAGCUUUUGGCUACUGUAACAAAUGCACGGUAAGAUCGCAUCGACAAAGAGUCCCUUCGAUUAAUUAACGAUAUCGCGAUGUUGUCGAGAAAARUUCUAUCCAAGCCUUUCUUGGCCAAGCGUCUUUUGGAUGUGGCCUCUCCGUCAACUGCAGGGGCCAAAAGUAUAAGAUUGGUGUCUACAUCCCAAACCAAAAAAGGGUUUCCUCCUCCCAUUCUGUUCGACUACGAAACGAUUCGGAACAAUCUGACGGUGGCCGAUGCUAUUCCUUCAGUCAAAGAGGCAUUUUGUGCUCUUGCUGCCGGAAAGGUCGAUGUCCCGAUGCCGAUGCACAUCGGCAUUGAAGAAUCAUUGGCUGCUGGCCCAGGUGAUUGUCACAUUAAGGGCGGCUAUGUCUACGGUGAAAAAACGUUUACCGUGAAAUUGGCGUGUGUCAGCUUCUACAAAAAUGUUACGGAGCGCAACCUUCCUGCUGGAUCUGGGGUUUUUGUGGUCGUUGAUGCCCAAACUGGAGCCCCGUUGGCUUUCUUCCAGGAAAAUCGCAUCAGUAAGUAUUGUGGAAAGUAUGGUACUACGUACAUUCAUGAUAUCACUUGCACAAUUUUGUCUUCGAUUCUUCAACCAGUGAAGUCAUGAUGGGUCUCUUAUWACAACACUUAUUAUACGUACGACUCUGACAAGAAUGCACUUGCUUUAAUAAUUUUUCAUCUKCCUAAGUGACCGACUUGCGAACUGGUGCAGCUGGGGCAGUUGCUAUUGAAUACACAACUCCCAACGACGAUAGCAAUGUAAUCGGCUUUAUUGGCACGGGCGCAAUUGCUCGAAACAUGGCCCGUGCUGCUGCAGCUGUUCGACCAAACUUUACUGGUGUGGCAUAUGGACUGGACUUCCCUGGAGCUGAAGCUUUUGCCAAAGAAAUGUCGUCGGAGUUAGGUUUAAACUUUUCAGUAGCUUCCUCCUCGGAAGAACUUUGCCACCGGUCGAACGUCAUUUUCACUCAAACCACGGGCUCGGAACAUGUUCUUGAGCUCGAACAUCUCCGGAAAGGAACAACCAUAAUUGCUUCUGGGAGUGAUCAACCAACGAAGCAGGAACUUCCGAACGAUGUUUUGGCAUCCGCAGAUAAGUACAUCGCAGAUCUGAUUAAUCAAACCAGCCGAGUAGGCGGUAAGUACUCCCUGCUGAAUAUUUUUUUGUAUCUCCAAAAGCUAAUUCGUAACUAAGAAGGAUUUCUUUUUUCUUUAGAACUCCGUGGAGCAAUUGAAGCGAAUGUCAUGACGACCGAAGAAGUCUAUGCCGAACUCGGUGAAAUUGUGAACGGGAGUAAACCAGGGCGAGAAGAUCACGAAGAGCUCAUAGUGGUAGAUUUGACAGGCACAGGAGCCCAAGAUGCAGCGAUUGGGCAGGUAUGUAUCGAUAGUAUGACGUCAUAUUUCAAAGGUUUCAUUGUCCCAAACUCAAUGUUAACAAUUCUAAUCAUUGCUUCGUCACUCUUUACACCCACACCCCGGCAUUCAUAUUGAUGACAAAAAGGUCGCAUGGGAUAAAUUGAGUAGGMUUGAGUAGGCUGCAGAGUAUGGUGUCGGGAGAUCGACUGAGCACUGCUCUGAGCAAAAUUGUUCCAUGCGUUCUCUUUUUUCAGAAGUCGCUUUUCUGAAACAGUUAUACUGCUUCCUCCGUUUUAAUCCAAUCAAGCAAGCGUAUCAAGUCUAUGUCAUAAUAGAGCUAUUUUAAAACA